AUGAGAUUGUUGAUACACCAACGGGCUAAAGCUAUAACAACAACAACAACAUUAACAAAGCCAGGGAAAUUUACGAUCUCAUUUGCAGAUAUUAAAACACAUUCUAAUAGCUGUAUAACAAUACAGCAGUUGAUGUUGGUACAUAGAAGUGACGAAGUGCAAUUUAAAGCUUAUAUGACAACUUUUCACACUACCACAAAUGACUGA
Molecule: messenger RNA, 207 nt
Organism: Clunio marinus
Lineage: Eukaryota; Metazoa; Arthropoda; Insecta; Diptera; Chironomidae
Source: the annotation of a GenBank genome assembly